Messenger RNA from Fusarium redolens, 1236 nucleotides. RefSeq lists its product as uncharacterized. Gene Ontology annotation, molecular function: zinc ion binding; oxidoreductase activity. The record is from RefSeq and is a predicted model, not a curated record. The transcript has 2 exons. Bases 1 to 1236 code for a protein of 411 amino acids. Lineage: Eukaryota; Fungi; Ascomycota; Sordariomycetes; Hypocreales; Nectriaceae.
AUGGAUAGUUCUUCGAAGACGGGCUUCAUGCGUGCUGUCCAGUGGGAGGGCAACGUCCGUGACAUGUCUGUCAACAUCAUCCCACGCCCUAAGCUCAUCGAACCAGAAGAUGCAGUCGUGCGUAUCACCACUUCCGCUAUCUGUGGUUCUGAUCUUCAUAUAUACCAUGGUCUUUUCGGCACCGAAGAAAAAUUUGGCGUCGGUCAUGAGGCCGUUGGCAUUGUCGAAGAAGUCGGCCCAGCCGUGGACUUCUUCAAACCCGGCGAUCGAGUUCUCAUUCUGGCCUUCGCCGAGGAUGGAAACCUACUACCCAAGCCUUCAAUGCUCGUGACGGAUCAGCCUAUUAUUGGCCUUGGCCUUGGUGGAAUGUUCCAUGGCGAUACUGGGCUACAAACUGAGUAUGCUCGUAUUCCAUGGGCUGAUUCAUCAAUGGCAAAGCUCCCCGAUAAGCUUGACGAUAAGGAAUGGCUGCCUCUCACAGAUGCCUUCCCCACUGGCUGGACCGCUCUCAACUUCUCUGGCUUUGAAGCUGGCGAUACUGUCGCUGUCUUCGGUGCUGGAGCUAUUGGACUUAUGACUGCAUACAGUGCCAUAAUUCGCGGGGCCUCUCAUGUCUAUGUGAUUGACCAUGUUGCCUCGCGUCUCGCCAAAGCCGCUUCCAUUGGUGCGCAGCCCAUCAACUUUACCCGUGGAGGCAAGGCAUCUGAUCAGAUCCUUGCUUUACGCCCUCAGGGAGUUACUCGAGCUAUUGACGCCGUGGGUGAAGUCUGCCUCAAUGAUGAUCUCAAGCCCCAGCAGGACUAUAUCCUUCGUGAAGCCGUCAAGAUCACUACCUCUGGUGGCGGUGUUGGCAUCAUUGGAGUGCACAUCACCGCAUUGGUUAGCGAAUUUGGCGGCAAAGGAAUAGUUCAUAAGCCUGACUUGAAGGCCGAGAUCAAGUUUCCGGUAGCUGAGGCCUGGAUCAAGGGAAUUCGUAUCCAAGGUGGGCUUGUGGACAUCAAAGGGAACAUCAAGGCUCUAGUAGAGCUUGUCAAAAGUGGACGGGCAAGGCCUGGUUUCAUUUUCUCAAACGAGUAUAGCUUGGAGGAGGCUCCAAUCGCUUAUAGACGAUUCGAGCAGUGGGAAGAGACGAAGGUGACAUUGAGGGGAGUUCGCAGGCCGAGUGACGAUUCUGAUGAACAUAUUCUUGAGAUACGCAAUGGCAGCAACGGAGCUCACAGCGCCAAUGGUGCAUAA